Messenger RNA from Trametes versicolor FP-101664 SS1, 855 nucleotides. RefSeq lists its product as uncharacterized. The record is from RefSeq and is a predicted model, not a curated record. Bases 1 to 855 code for a protein of 284 amino acids. Lineage: Eukaryota; Fungi; Basidiomycota; Agaricomycetes; Polyporales; Polyporaceae. The transcript has 2 exons.
AUGGCGCAUCUCCCUUCUACGGAACCUGGCGAUUCAGACCGGAGCCUCGAUCAGCCAGACCUCAGUGCACCACCACGUAUAAUCCUCCACACCCGGCCCGAGCUCUCAUUCUCGACCCCGACACACUCGAUACAUGUUCAGCUGGCCCUGGAGUCAGACUCUGACGCGCGAGAUGAGGCGUCUGGAACAGCUGUGGUUUCCCGGAAUCGCGACGCGUCCAACGCGCAGCAACAAACACAUCCGAUAGACCCGAACUUCCUCUGUGCUAUACCCUCAUUAACUGAGGCGGAGCAGCUGCAGAAAGCGGAACGCCGUAGGAAGCGCGCGGCCAUGAAGAAGCUGAGGGCGAAGGUUGCGAAAGUCGAAACUUACGUCGGAGGGCUCGCGACAAGUUUCGAUCAGCUCAUGAACCUGGUACAAUCCAUACUUGCCCGCCUUAGCACCCCUCUCGGACCGCAGGACAUCGCACCGCCCGCCCCUACCUCCGAAUCACCCGCCCCUGCCCCUACCCCCGAAUCACCCGUCCCUGCCCCUACCUCCGGUUCACCCGCCCCCACCCCAGCUCCCGCUCCAGUGCAGGUUUUUCUUGCAUCCAUCACCGCCGACCUCAUCAAAGCUGGAGUAUGCUUGCAGGGCAUGAAGGUGACUAUCGAGGAGACCGAAACAGCGCUGGACGAGAUCGAAGCCGUCAUUGAGGAGAUCAGGGUCAACGGAGUGGAGGUCGAGGUGGUGGACGUCCGCGGCACCCGGACGAGCGUCUUAUCGAUCAAGGCGAGGCUUGGUGGCUUGGAGGGGAUGAUCCCGCUACUCGUUGCUGCCAGCAUGGGAGUCGGAGCCCCAGCUGCGGUAGCAUGA